This is a messenger RNA of Phytophthora infestans T30-4, 1039 nucleotides long. Its product is annotated as nuclear LIM factor interactor-interacting protein cleavage-specific form, putative. The coding region runs from base 140 to 1039 and encodes 299 amino acids. The transcript has a single exon. NCBI's taxonomy places the organism in Eukaryota, Oomycota, Peronosporomycetes, Peronosporales, Peronosporaceae. The record is from RefSeq and is a predicted model, not a curated record. Gene Ontology annotation, molecular function: phosphoprotein phosphatase activity.
GCACUGCACUACCCCCCCCCCCCCUCCCCCCAACAGUUACAGCAACAACAACAAUUCCAGCUCGCAACUCCAGUUCAAGACCCUCGUUCGACCAGAACUUUUCAAGCGUCUCGCAGCUAACGAGACAAUCUCAGUAAAGAUGACGAUGUCUGCCGCACAAUCGAAGACACAGCUCGCGGAUCUGAAUAUCACCUACCCACUGGCGAGCAUCGUCCACCAGACCGACAGAAAUGGCAAGCAGCAACCAAUUCUCAAUGGUUUUCGUCGCAAGUCCCGCGAAGCAUCGCGUGCGAAGGAGAUGCAGCAGCGAGGGAGUCUUCGCCACAUCUUUGGGAGUGUUUUGUCAAAAUUCAGUCUCAGCGAGCAGCAGGAAGAUCAGCAAAAGGCAAAGCAAGGCAGACCGCUCACUUCCAAGAUUCAGACUGUCGGUACAACGAUUCAGUUGCGUCCGAGUCUCUUGCCGCCAGUUUCCUUCGUCGAUGCCGACAAGAAGUGCCUGGUACUCGACCUGGAUGAAACCCUGGUGCACUCCUCGUUCAGACCAACUAACAACUACGAUUUCAUCAUUCCAGUCGAAAUCGAUGGCUCCACGCACCUCGUCUACGUGUGCAAGCGACCUGGAGCUGAGGAAUUCCUCAUUGAAAUGGCCAAAUACUACGAGAUCGUCGUCUACACGGCCAGUCUCAGCGUCUACGCAGACCCAUUGCUCGAUAAGCUGGACCCCGAAGGCACUAUUCGCUACCGUCUCUAUCGCGAGCACUGCGUCCAAUACGAGGGCUGCUACGUGAAGGAUCUAUCCUUGCUUGAUCGCGACAUCACGCAGACGAUCAUCGUCGACAACUCGCCCAUGGCUUACGCCUUUCACCCUCGGAACGCCAUCGGCUGCUCGAGCUUCUACGAUGAUCUGAAUGACCGUGAGCUGCAGUCAAUCGGACGUUUCCUAACCAAGUUCCAAGACGUGGAAGAUGUGCGCAACCAUGGGAUGCCAACUAUUGAUAUCCAGUCUAUUUUUCCGGUACAAUUUCAUCUUGUAAGAUAA